This is a messenger RNA of Exaiptasia diaphana, 2710 nucleotides long. RefSeq names its product interleukin enhancer-binding factor 2 homolog. The coding region runs from base 16 to 1422 and encodes 468 amino acids. NCBI's taxonomy places the organism in Eukaryota, Metazoa, Cnidaria, Anthozoa, Actiniaria, Aiptasiidae. The transcript has 16 exons. The record is from RefSeq and is a predicted model, not a curated record.
CUUUCUAUAAUUACCAUGUCUUAUUCAAGGUGUCAAUAUUUAUCUCUAAAAGAUUUACGGAAACAAUCUCCUAAAAACCUUCCGUAUACCGGGCUGGCUGUGGUAUUUGAAUAUCCCGGAUGUUGUCCAUGUGUUUAUAUUACCGGCGUCUUCUUUUCAGUCGUCCUUCUUCCAAAAAUUCGGAAUUUUAUCCUUUUUACUACCAAAAUCAUGCAUAGACGAAGGGCAGGACGUGGUCGAGCAGGUCGGAUGCCACCCUUUAUGAGAAAUCCCAUGGGACAGAAAUAUAUUGUUAGUCAUGUCCCAUUUGACCCUGUUAUGGCAGAACCAUUUUUCCCUAAAGCAAGUCCUCAAGAAGAUGAUGCCCCUUUAACACAGGCACUUUUAAAAAGAAAUCAAGAACUUACUCCUUCAAUGCCAGAACAGACAUCUGUACAAAACAUCAUGACUAAAAUUACAAGUAUAUUGGACAACCUUAUUGUGGCACCUGAUGGAGCUGAAUUUGGAGUUGAAGAAGUUAGAGCAGUUGGUUCAUACAAGAAAGGCACUAUGAUGCUUGGUCACCCUGUGGCAGACCUUGCUGUCAUCUUGAAAAAACUCCCUGCUGAGGCAGAUAUACUAUCAUUGGCUGCAAGAGUACAAAAAGCUCUUAAAGAAGAGGCUGCAACAGGAGAUAGCUCUACCACUACUGAUUUUCCUAUGCAAGCAAAUGAGGGAGGYUUCAAUAUAAGUGGUCCAGAUGGUGCUCUUGUACGUGUACUCAUCACUACCUUGCCAAAGAACUUAAGGGAAGCUGACCCCACAAAACAUGUUGAUGUAAAACUAUUAGAAGGUGCCUUGGCUACUAUUCGUCAUGCAAGAUGGUUUGAAGAGAAUGCUUUUCAUACAAGUAUAAGGAUUCUGGUUCGUCUUCUUAAGGACAUGAGAAAAAGAAUUGCUGGUCUACAAGGAUUAACCCCUUGGCUGAUUGACUUAUUGGCACAUCGAUCUGCWAUGGCUUCAGCAACUAGACAGCCUCUUAACAUUCAGGUUGCAUUCAAGCGUGCUCUUCAGCUGCUGUCUGCAGGUCUAUUUCUGCCAGGUUCUCAAGGAAUUGUUGAUCCAUGUGAGGGAGGACAAGUCAGAGCACACAGCGUCUUAAGUUUGGAAGAACAGGACUCUAUUACCACUACUGCACAGACACUUCUGAGAUGCCUAAAUCAUGGAGCCUUCAAUGAAAUCCUUGGWUUGAACAUAGAGGGAAUGCCUCCAGUUGCUGUGGACACAGAGGUAACGAGCUGGGGUGGUGUGAUAGUCACACCUGGAUCGAAAGCUUAUGAAAAACAAGAAGAGAAACCUGAAGAAGAGGGAGAAGGAGAGGAGGGUGAUGAUGAGGAAGCUGAACCUUUGGCACAGGAGGAGGACAAAAUGGAAACAAGUUAAAUAUAUUAUUAGUAUUCAUACUAUUAAAACAGUAAAAUCUUUACUUUCUGCUUUGAAGGACUCCAUUCCUAAUCAAAUAAUCCUUUAAAUGCAAUCUUUUGACAAAAUGUUGCAGACUAAAAAGAUCAACUUCACAUUCUAUGUAUCUAUAUUAUAUUUAUUAGAUAAGCAACAAAUCAAUGUAUUGUAGAAUGUAAAUAGAUUGUUGUCAUUCUUCCAAUAUGAGUAAGGGUUUUUUUGACAACCUUUUGUCAAAAGACUAAUUAUUUUGAUUUAAAAUGCUGAAGAUUUUACACACACACAUUUGAUGGCUCUGCUCUGUGACCCUUUUCUUCUUCUUUGUAGUUUUCAGUUCUUCUCUGAAAAURCAUCUUGCAAUCAUGUCAUUAAAUAUUCGAGAUACUUUAGGUACAACCUGGAUUUUUCCCUAGUUGAUUUUAUUGAUAUAAAAUAAUUAUUUUUAUGUUUUUGAUACAACAUAAUGUGCAAAAUUCUUUAGACUUGUUUAGCAACUUUGAUGUGUGAUACUAGCUGCAAAACUACAUAGUUUGUAUAUUUGCACUGAUUUCCCAGUGAAAAUCACAGACCUUUUUUCAGUUCCCCAAAGGAAAAUCAAAAGCUCAAGUUUGAAACAAUACCAGAAGACCCAGAAUCUGGGUCAUGUUAAUAUGGAAUUUUUGAACCAAUCAAAUCAAAGCCUCAUUCAUCUMCAACCAAAGCCUGUGAUUUUCCAUUGGGAAACUAAAAAGGAGCUGGUUAUAAUAAUGGCCAAGCAUUUGCAGGUGUUUAUUUGGAACUCAUGUUGCAUGACAAAUGAGCUAGAAAACAAUAUUCGGUAUAAAAUUCAUAUCUGGUCCUCCUGCCCUACAAAUUGCUAGUGAUGUUAAUACUCCAGUUGAAACAAAGGAAAACAAUGAGAUCAUGAUAAGAUUCACAAUUAAACUAGGGCAAAAGGCCUUAUAUAUCCUUAUUCCAUAAUACAAAUGCUAAUGGUUAAUAAAUAGUGUUGAUCAGUUGAUUAAGUUACAAUAGAAAGUGUGUCAAUUCUAGUAGACUAACCACCUUCUGCAUUAAGAAAUACCUAAACUACAGUGGAUAUUUUCUGCAACUGCUAUUUCAGUAUUAAGUAGUGUAAAGUUUGUUGUCUACAUGUUAUUCCUAUUUAUAKUACUUUUAGUGAGUGUUAAUGUGUUGUACAAUAAUUCCUGUUCCCACUGCUGCAUGUUAUAAGUUAGAAGCUUCUUUGAGAGGCUUGUAAAAUUUUAGAAUAAAAGUUAAUUCACAUUCA